Molecule: messenger RNA, 1817 nt
Organism: Suncus etruscus (white-toothed pygmy shrew)
Lineage: Eukaryota; Metazoa; Chordata; Mammalia; Eulipotyphla; Soricidae
Gene: RHBG
Product: Rh family B glycoprotein
Biological process (GO): ammonium transmembrane transport; ammonium homeostasis
Cellular component (GO): plasma membrane
Molecular function (GO): ammonium channel activity
Source: RefSeq, a predicted model, not a curated record
UGCAAAGAAGGGCUACACCGUGCCCAGAGCUGCCAGAUUGGCAGCCUCUGUGCCAUGGCCAGAACUCCACGGAGCACCGCGAGCAGGCGACUGCAGCUGCCCCUGCUAUGCCUCCUUUUCCAGGGUGCCACUGCCGUCCUCUUUGCCGUCUUUGUCCGCUAUGACCAUGAAACCGACGCUGCCCUCUGGCACUGGGGCAACCACAGCAACUCGGACAAUGAAUUCUACUUUCGCUACCCAAGCUUCCAGGAUGUGCAUACCAUGGUCUUCGUGGGCUUCGGCUUCCUCAUGGCCUUCCUGCAGCGCUAUGGCUUCAGCAGCGUGGGCUUCACCUUCCUCCUGGCCGCCUUUGCCCUGCAGUGGGCCACACUCAUGCAGGGUUUCCUCCACUCCUUCCACGGAGGCCACAUCCACGUGAGCGUGGAGAGUAUGAUCAAUGCUGACUUCUGUGCCGGGGCAGUGCUGAUCUCCUUCGGGGCAGUGCUGGGCAAGACCGGACCAGCUCAGCUGCUGUUCAUGGCCCUGCUGGAGGUGGUGCUAUUCAGCGUCAAUGAGUUUGUGCUCCUCAGUCUCCUGGAGGUCAGAGAUGCAGGCGGUUCCAUGACCAUCCACACUUUUGGCGCCUACUUUGGCCUGGUUCUCUCCCGGGUCCUCUACAGGCCACAACUGGAGAAGAGCAAGCAUCGCCAGAGUUCUGUCUACCACUCUGAUCUCUUUGCCAUGAUUGGGACCAUCUUCCUGUGGAUAUUCUGGCCUAGCUUCAACUCUGCGCCCACUGCCCUGGGUGAUGGCCAGCACCGGACAUCCCUCAACACAUACUACUCUCUAACCGCAAGCGCCCUGAGCACUUUCGCCCUGUCUGCCCUCGUCGGAAGUGAUGGGCGGUUGGACAUGGUACAUAUCCAGAAUGCGGCGCUGGCUGGAGGGGUCAUAGUGGGGACCUCCAGUGAAAUGAUGCUCACACCUUUUGGGGCACUGGCUGCUGGCUUUCCUGGCGGGAGCUGUCCACCACUGGGCUACAAGUUCUUCACGCCCAUCCUAGAGUCAAAGUUCAAAGUGCAGGACACGUGUGGUGUUCACAAUCUUCAUGGGAUGCCAGGGGUCUUGGGAGCUUUCCUGGGGUACUGGUAACCUGGCUGGCCACCACACGAAGCUUAUGGAGAUGGCCUGAAGACCGUGUUCCCCCUCAUUGCUGAUGGCCAGCGCAGUGCCACCUCUCAGGCUGUGUACCAGCUCUUUGGGCUGUUUGUCACACUGACAUCUGCCUCUGUGGGUGCGGUCAUUACAGGGCUCCUGCUCCGGCUUCCCUGCCUGGACUCCCCCCCAGAUUCCCAGUGCUUCGAGGACCAGAUUUACUGGGAGGUGCCAGGAGAGCAUGAGGAUGAAGCCCAUGGACCACUGAGGACAGAGGAGUCAGACACUCGGGCCUGACUGACCCCUAGCCCAAGGACAAGCUCCUUUUUGAAAAUGGUGACCAUCACCUACAACAAUAUUCUCUAGCCUUAUCCCACAGCUACCAGAUGAAAAGUCGUGUAUCUGAGGAGAUCUCCUUUCCUGAGGAAACAUGAGGAGUAGACAAUGGAGUGGGGGAGAAGGUUUGGGAAUGGGGCUAUCUAUGGUUGGGGGGCCAUGCAGACUUACCAGCACCCCCACCCUACCUAUCACCUUCUGUAUGUGGGCAGAAGGGGCCAGAGUGAGACUUCUUCCCCCACAUGAACACACGCACAAGUGCCCGUAACCCCAAUUUAGUAUCAGUAAGUCAGUGAGCUUUGAGCCCAUGUCUAAGUCUCAGGGUGAUAAACUCUGCUGACAGAGAA